Messenger RNA from Lepisosteus oculatus (spotted gar), 3708 nucleotides. The record is from RefSeq and is a predicted model, not a curated record. NCBI's taxonomy places the organism in Eukaryota, Metazoa, Chordata, Actinopteri, Semionotiformes, Lepisosteidae.
UCGGGCUGUAACUAGCCGGAGCCUGACUGCGCCGAGUAAGCGCAAGGACGAGCCUCCAAAUAAAUCUCCUUCGGGUCGAACCCGGCAGAGCCCCGGCCCUGCUGGGAGGCAGAGCACGGAAACGAGCGAACUGCGAGCUUUCGGAGAAGGCCCAGGUAGUGCCUCUUCGGAUGUCGCUACGGGGGUGAAAUCGUGGAUUUUUCCGAGCCUCCCCCCCCCCACCCCUGGACUCCCGGCCACUGAGGUGCUGAUUGCACUGUCAUCAAGGUGGCCGAUGCAAGGAUGAGGCCUGUCAGAGGCCUACUACUCCGAGAGCAGACAGGGCACGGUGUCAGCUGUGAUGCAUGUUUGAAAGGUAACUUCAGAGGUCGGAGAUACAAGUGCUUAAUCUGCUACGACUACGACCUGUGCGCAUCGUGUUACGAGAGUGGAGCAACCACAACAAGACACACAACAGAGCAUCCCAUGCAGUGUAUAUUAACAAGGGUAGAUUUUGAUUUGUAUUAUGGUGGGGAAGCUUUCUCAGUAGAGCAGCCCCAGUCUUUUACUUGUCCUUAUUGUGGGAAAAUGGGUUAUACAGAGACAUCCCUACAAGAACACGUCACUUCAGAACAUGCAGAAACGUCAACAGAAGUGAUCUGUCCAAUAUGUGCAGCAUUGCCUGGAGGCGACCCCAAUCAUGUUACAGAUGAUUUUGCAGCUCAUCUUACACUUGAACACAGAGCACCUAGAGAUUUAGAUGAAUCCAGUGGUGUCCGACAUGUACGUAGGAUGUUUCACCCUGGGCGAGGGUUAGGAGGUCCUCGUGCCCGCAGAUCAAACAUGCACUUUACUAGCAGUUCCACUGGUGGGCUCUCAUCUUCACAGAGCUCAUCAUAUUCUCCAAGCAAUAGGGAAGCCAUGGAUCCCAUAGCUGAGCUUCUAUCUCAGUUGUCAGGGGUGAGACGCUCGGCAGGGGGGCAGCUGAAUUCUUCCGGCCCCUCAGCCUCUCAGUUACAGCAACUGCAGAUGCAGCUGCAGCUGGAGAGACAGCAGGCGCAGGCGGCACGGCAACAGCUGGAGUCGGCGCGGAACGCGACGAGGCGCACCAACACGAGCAACAUCACCACCACCAUCACGCAGUCCACGGCAACGACAAACACCACCACCACGGAAAACAAUCAGCAGGCCACCCAGAAUUCUCAGUUUCUCCUCACAAGGUUGAACGACCCGAAGAUGACGGAAGCAGAUCGCCAGUCCCUGGAAAGUGAACGGGCAGAUCGCAGUCUGUUUGUCCAGGAGCUUCUCCUCUCCACUUUGAUGCGGGAAGAAAGUUCCUCCUCAGACGAGGACGAACGGGGGGAAUUCGCCGACUUCGGCGCUAUGGGAUGUGUAGAUAUUAUGCCUUUAGAUGUUGCUUUAGAAAACCUAAAUUUAAAAGAAAGUAAUAAAGGAAACGAGCCUCCACCACCUCCUCUUUGAUGACAUCCCACUCCGCAGACAAUGUCCUCUGUGCUGUAACUGCCAAUGAAAGUGGACAACAACUAUUUUUGGGUUUGUUUUGGUGAUUGUAAUUUCAGGUCUGUCACUCUUGUUACAUUGUGUACAUUCAUAAAGGAGCGAGAGAGGAAAAAAAAUGAAAUAUAUAUAUAUAAAAAGAUAAUCAAUUCCACAUAACUAAUUUUUACUUCUAGCAGGUAAACUUAGGUAGCAGUGCCAGAGGCAGAUUCUGCUUCCUGUUCCUUGACAUGCAAAAGGCUCUCCUAAUAAAUACUCCACAUUCAAACUGAAGAGGAAACAAAAAAUUGAAAAAAAAUCUCUAAUGAAGCUGCUGUGUGUAUUUAUGAAUAUUAAUGAAUAAAAACUGCUUGGAUGGUUUACCAUAACUACUGCAUGAGGUUUUUUGCAGAGUGCAUGAGUUUUAAUGACUUUGUCAUUAAAAAAAAAGGAAAUAAUAUCCCAAAGCUUUCUUUAACUAUUUUUUAAGGGUUCCCUGCAAAGGAUUUUGAAACAAACCUAGCAAAAACAAAUUGAGGGACAUUUUGAUGGUGUUUAUUUUCCCAACCUGCAGUAAGCUUAAAGAGGAGCAAUGCAAUGCAUUUGUUUUACAGCACGUUUCUAAGGCGAGCUUCUGUGUCCUUUUUCUUCAGUGUAACAUUUGUUGUGUGACUGCUUUUCUCCGACGUUAGUCCCAAAACAUGUACGUCAGUUCUUUCAGCGCUUCUGUUCGCCAGCUGAGGAUCUGUAUUUUUGGGGGGGAGGAGGCAUCAAUGGUUGACCUGAGAACUGCUGCAGAAAUCCCCUCUGGAGGCCAUAGAAGAAAUCUCCUACGCAUUUGAAAAAAGCAACUUGCUUCUGAUAUACUUUUUUCUUAUAUUGUGAUGUUUUAGUGAUAUCAAGCUGUUUGAACACCGGGUGUAGUUUUACUCAUUUAUGCACUGUACAGAAGACGAGACCUCUGAAUAUUAUUCAUCUUGUUAGUUUUUUUUAACUUGUUUCCUGACUUCCUGCCUCUCCUCAGAUGCAUACACACAUUGUUUAGGUUUCUUUUCUGUGUUGUGGAGUUUGUUUUUCAUAUCAGGAGAGCCUGAGAUUUAAACUACAACCAUUGUGUUCUUUAUAUUCUAAAAAAAAUGUUCUGAUUUACUCUAUGCUAACAUUAGCACCUUUUUAUUUAUUCUGAUUUUCUUUUUGAAGUGAGUUUUUUAAGCCUUUUGUUGGAAUCAUGCCACCUACAUGCCUAUACUAUUAAUCCUUUAUGUAAAAUACAAUGAGAUGUAUAUUAAAUUUGUGCGUAAACUUUCAUAAUGGUUCUAGAACAAGGGCGGACUUUUUUUUAAUGUAAAUUUAGAGUUCAACAAUAAAAACUGCGCACAGCUUUUGAUGAAAUUAUCACAAGACCUGUUAUCGUGUUUCUCACCGUGUCUGCUUUGCUUUUUCCCAGUGCCUGUAGUCAUGCCAUGUGAUGAUUUUCUGAGAAGGUCGGCAGUUUUACUCUUCAGUUAAUCGACUCUGCACACAGCCGCUCUUUUUUAAAGCAUUAAUGUUGCUCAGUGGUACUUAUUGUGUGGAGUUUCUUUAAAACUGCUACAAUGAAUUUUGUAAGCAAUUGGCACUAUUUUGAUUCAAGAUGUUUCCUCAGUUCACAUCUGCUAUGAAUACAUUGACUCAGUAAGAUGAACAUCAAAAAGGUGUUUGUCUUUUGUAUGUUCUGAACAUCUAAAGUAGGUACAGCAAGGGCAGUUUUGCCACACUUUUCGAUAAAGCAAUUCAUUCUCUAUUCUAGGAACUGAUUUUUUCGGGGCUAACAAGAUUUGAAUCCCAAAAAUUCCCUUUUCUGUUUUUGACCAUAGCAGGGCAUGUUAUCGUGGCUUCUGUAGGUGCUGCAAAACUGGCUCUUUUAGUUUAAUUUUCAUUUAAAAUUUGUGAUUUUAAUUUUAACUAUAGGUUUAUAUUUUUAUGAUUGCUGUACAUUUCCAGGGUUCUGAAAAUUAUGUUGAGUUUCAGUCUUGAGUUGUCAUUUUAGGAGAAUCUUUUGUGAUAAUACUUCUCCGCGUUCCUGGAAAGACCAAAGAAUUGGUUGUGUUCUGGAUCACAGCUGUUUAUUAAUUUCUUCUGAUUUAAGCAUGCACUGUUUUUGGGACAAUACACAAGCAUUAGUUAUUUUUAUGUACAGAACCUAAUUUGAACCUUUUAGAACUGCCUUAAAUAAAGAAAAAUAAUGCAUCA